Drosophila arizonae is the source of this 1431-nucleotide messenger RNA. RefSeq lists its product as uncharacterized. Lineage: Eukaryota; Metazoa; Arthropoda; Insecta; Diptera; Drosophilidae. The record is from RefSeq and is a predicted model, not a curated record.
UGCAUUUGGUGGCGUCGAUUUUAAUUUUUCGUGUUCGCAGUGUAUUUCCCGGAGGAAAAACCUAUUUUUAUUGGCAAAUCGUGCAAUUCGCAGGUUCGCAAAAUGGACAGGCGCAAAAAACGAACCUCUUCGGAGCAAUAUCAAAUGUAUAUCGAGCUCAUGGAGAGCGACCCAAUUUUUGCCAGCGGACGCGUGCCGCGCGAUUAUGAUCUAAAUUAUUUGACGAGAAAAUGGAAAGAGCUCUCCGACAGGCUCAACAAAUGCGGAUCGGGACCGACACUAACAGCCGAAGAAUGGCGCAAGCGCCUAAACGACUGGAAGAACACGACGCGAUGCAAGUACAGACGCAGCCUGAUGUCCAGCGAGAAGGAUAUAUCGAUGUCAUCGCUAGAGACGCGUGCUCUAAAUCUGUUUGGUAAGGUGCCCGGAUCGGGGGAAACGUUGAUGAAUUUGAAAUCGGAGAAAGAUGAUCAGGAGGAUGAUAUAGAGGAUCUGGGACAACGCACAUCGGCCUCGUUCCAAAAGGAACUGCAAGCGGCCGUCGAAGAGGCCAUCAAUGACGAGGAUGAGGAUGAAAUGGUGGAGGAGCAUGUCGAUCAGGAGGAUCUCACCGAUGAGAACAUGCACGAGCCGGGCGGCGGCAUCGACGGGCCCACUGUGGGCGGCACGACGGCCGUGAAUACAAGCGGCGGUGGCUAUCGCACCAUAGUCGUGGACAACUCCACGUAUGUGGAAGAGGAUCAGGAUCAUGCGGAGCCAACCGCUGAUCCCGUCAAGUUUGUGUGCACGCCCAACAUACACUCGGCCAGCAGCAGCACCACCAAGCUAAUUAACGGUGAAUUGCCCGUAAAGCGAUUACGACGAGAUCAGGUGAUCUACGAAGUUAAGAAUGCGCCGCGCUCUUAUACAACCAUCCAGACGGGCGCCUCGUUGCCGACCCUGCACAACACAAAGAUGCAUCACGAUGGCCAGGCCACCACAUUGGGAGCCGCAUUGAGUGGGCUGGAUGCGCAGGAGAUAGCGCAUCAAUUGAAACGCCUGGCUGACAUCAACUAUGAGACGCUGCAGUUUGAGAUCGCGCGCUUUAAAUUCAAUAAUCCGGGCUUUCACUAUGAGCCGCCGCCAUUAUAGUCAUUGCCCAAGGCACAAGCGCAAAGCAUCAGCAGCAGCACCAGCAGCAGCGUGAGCCGCACACAACAGCAACAACAUCAGCAGCAGCACCAACAACAGCAACAACAGAAGCAGCAGCAGCAGCAGAAGCAACGGGAGCAACAGCAUAAACAGCGGCAGCACCAUGAGCGAACGAUGGAGACGAAGAAGAAAUAGUUCUAGUUUUUAUUGACAAACACGAACACAAACACAGACACAGACACAAAACACAUAUUUGCGCUGUCAGUUCGAAUUUGUACAUUUUACGUGAGCUGCAGACAA